AUAAAUCAAUGAAUAAACCAUUCAAACUUCAACAAUCAGCGAUCAGAUUCUCUAAUGUACAGCAUGCUACUUCAGUUCCCUCGAGGUCAUUCGUCAGUUCGUACUUAUCCUCACAAGAAAGCCCCAUUGACUUGUGUGCUCAUUGUCAACAAUAUCUUCGUUGCUUCAAGACGCAGGAGUGCCAACUGCGAGUUGCUUUUGACUUUUUUCUUGCGAUUCCAUUACGUAACGAUCAAACUUUUGCUUGACCAAGGAACAUGUCCAUAUCAUUCUUGGCUAUCACCGGGAAUUUCCUAGAACUUCCGCAGCUAUCAACUUCACCACGCAGGUAUUCAGACACAUUGAAUUCUAUAUUUUUAAACAGAAUAUUAGCUGCUUUCCCAAGGAAAAAGAAAUGGUGGGAGGUUGAAAUUUUAAUUCAAAGCUAACAGCUGUCCAUAUCAUUCUCGGAUUUAGUGUUGUCACCGGGAAUUUCAUCGAAUUUCCCUAACCAUCAACUUCAGAAUGCAGGUAUUCAGAUACUUUGAAGUUUAUAUAUCCAUAAACAGAAUGCCAGCAGCUUUCAAAAGGAAAAAACUAUAAAUAAUGGAAGUUUUAGAAUUUUAAUUGAGAGCUUACAGAACUGAAGUGCGGACUAAGUCAAAGAAAAAUAUCCAGACUCAUCAGACUUUCCAUAUAAUACUGCGUUGGCAGCCCACAUUCUCUAAAACUCACAAAGCUACUGUGAGUGGAGCAGUAGCUAUGGAGAUAGCGGCUAGAACCAUCUUCUUGUUGUUGUUCGUUAACCUCAUUUUGGCUCAUAGAGCUACUGUGAGUGGAGCAGCAACACUCAAUGUUGGAGUGAUCCUCAACUUACAGUCAUUGGUGGGCAAGAUGGUACGCACCAGCAUUUAUAUGGCCAUGGAAGAUUUCUAUGCGGUCCACAGGAACUAUACAACAAAGAUGGUUCUUCACAUCAGAGAUUCCAAUGCAAACAGUGUCCAAGCUGCAUCAGAAGGUACACUUAAUGUUAUGUGAAAUUGUCACUAAAUUUUACUGAAAUAAAACUUAUGAAACAAAAUGACUUGGGUUUGCGCAUCAUAAUGAGGUCAAAUCAGUGCAUCCUAAACCCUUCAAAGGGUUUCACUGUUUCAGAAAAGGUUUACCCAUAAAAAACAACACCUACUGAAAAUUCAAAUUCAUAGAAAAUAUAGCUGCUCUAAGUAGAGUAAGCUCAUUAGUUCUUGCUGUGUCCCAAGUCUGAAAUUCUGAAUCCACUAUCCAAAGAAAUAACUAGGUAGCCCAUGUCAUUGCAUCAUGUCUACUUGCACUAGAUAUCCUAAGUUCUUAACCGCAACUGCAAUCUAUACAAAUGUAUCAUCAAAUAUUGUUUUUCCAUAUUCAUUACACAGCUGUUGACCUGCUAGAGAAUUACAAUGUCAGAGCCAUUGUUGGUCCACAAAAAUCUUCAGAGGCAACUUUUGUCUCCGAUCUUGGGAAUAAGAGUCAAGUCCCGGUUAUCUCCUUUACUGCAACUAGUCCCACUUUGUCAUCUGGCUCUGUGCCUUACUUUUUGCGUGCAACACUAAGUGAUGUAGCUCAAGUGAAUUGCAUUGCUGCUCUCAUUAAGGGCUAUGGUUGGAGAGAAGUGAUACCGAUCUAUGAAGAUACAGACUAUGGUAGGGGCAUCAUACCAUACUUGGUUGAUGCCCUCCAAGAGUUUGGAGCUUCUAUACCUUAUCGUAGUGCAAUCCCUGUAUCAGCAAGCAGUGACCAACUUGAACAAGAACUCUACAAGCUAAUGACAAUGCAAACAAGGGUCUACAUUGUGCACAUGUCAUCCUCUAUUGCCUCUACUCUCUUCACAAAGGCCAAGAAGUUAGGAAUGAUAAGUGAAAUGUAUGCAUGGAUUGUGACAGAUGGGAUUGCAAAUAUCAUCAACUCACUCAACCCUUCAAUUCUUGAUGCAAUGAAUGGUGCACUGGGUGUGAAAUUCUAUGUGCCUAAAUCAAAGGAACUUGAUGAUUUCACUGCAAGAUGGAAUAAGAGGUUCAAACAAGACUACCCAAAUGAUUCGCCAUCUCAGCUAGGCACUUUCGGACUCUGGGGUUAUGAUACUAUCUGGGCCUUGGCACAAGCAGCGGAGAAGGUUAACAUGGUAGAUGACAUAUCUCACAAGCAGUGGCACAGGAAAAAUUCAACGUGUUUUGGAACUAUGGGUACGUCCACAAUUGGUCCAAAACUCCUAGAUGAAAUCUUACAUAUUAAGUUCAGAGGCCUAAGUGGUGAUUUUGACCUUGAAGAUAGGCAGCUGCAACCUUCCAUAUUCCAGAUAAUUAAUGUGGUUGGACAAGGUUCACAAGAGGUAGGCUUUUGGACAGCAAAGCAUGGGAUCAUUAGGCAGCUAGAUCAAAAUGGAUCAAAAACAACGAAUGUAAACUCAAUGCCUGAUCUUCAUCCAGUGAUUUGGCCAGGAGAACUAUAUGUGGUGCCUAAAGGGUGGCAAAUACCUACUAACCGAAAGAAGCUCCGCGUAGGUGUACGGACAAGUGGAUAUCCUGAGUUUAUGAAGGUGGAAAGAGAUCCUAUCACCAAUGCAACAACUGCUACUGGAUAUGCCAUUGAUGUAUUUGAAGAGGUGCUAAAGAGACUACCAUAUGCAAUACCUUAUGAAUAUGUAGCAUUAGAUAAUGCAGACUCUAGGAGCUAUAAUGAUUUCGUCUACCAAGUUCAUCUUGGGGUAUAUGAUGCAGCAAUAGGAGAUAUAACCAUAAGGUACAAUAGAACUUCCUAUGCGGACUUCACCCUACCUUACACUGAAUCUGGUGUAGCAAUGAUUGUGCCAGUUAAGGAUGACACAAAUAAGAAUGCAUGGGUUUUCCUGAAGCCAUUAACUACUGACUUGUGGUUCGGAAGCAUCGCAUUCUUCAUUUACACAGGGAUUGUCAUCUGGCUACUGGAGAGACGAAUCAAUAAUGCUGAACUGACUGGUUCAAUUUUUCGCCAGCUUGGGAUAGCAAUAUAUUUCUCCUUCUUUGCAGAUAGGGAGAGGGUGGACAGUAUUUUGUCUAGAUUGGUUGUCAUUGUAUGGGUCUUUGUACUUCUCGUGAUUACAUCAAGUUAUACGGCCAAUCUAUCAUCAAUUCUCACUGUGCAACAGCUUCAACCCACAGAAACUGAUAUUCAUGAACUCAUUAAAAAAGGUGAAUAUGUAGGGUAUCACAACGGUUCUUAUGUAGGAGAUCUGUUAGAAGAACUUGGCUUUGACAGAAGAAAGAUCAGAGCAUAUGAAACUUCAGAUGAUUUUGCUGAUGCACUCUCUAAAGGGAGCAAAAUGGGUGGUAUAACUGCUGUCGUACAUGAAGUUCCAUACAUCAAAAUAUUUCUUGCAAAGCAUUGCAAAGGUUACACAAUGGUUGGACCAAUCUACAAAUCCGAAGGCUUUGGCUUUGUAAGUUAACUACACCAGAUAUAUUUUGUGCAAAAUAUGCCCUCUAAAUUAUUAAUAGACUAUAGGAAAAUAUCUUGAGAGUUAAGAGCUUCUCAGGAUCAAGAAAAUAAUGGAGAACCCUUGAAAGAAUAUUCAAUUAAAAAGAGAACACAUAUGGAAAUUGCGAUUUAAACUAACUAAGCUGCGGGACAUAAUGUACAUCGCGAAGAGCCUAACACCCAAGAUAACAACAAACAGGUCCAUUCAACAAGACCAGCCAGGAUGGAUCUUCUGCAGUAUCAUUUAUCACAAAAAACAUUAUGUAACUACUGUAAGACAUGUGGUCACUUGAAAGAAACUUUUUCUUAUUAUAGGAAGCUUAAGGUAACAGAGACCAUUGGACAAUGUUGUGAGUUACACGCACUUUUGACUAGCAGUUAUUUGCUAUUAUCUCACAUCUUUUGCUAUUGCAAACUGAACAGCGGCAUGAAGGUUCUAACUUCUAAUAUAUGUAUAAUAUAGUAUGAGCAUAUGAACAUAAAAAAGAAUCAUAUCGUAAUUCAAUUAGGACAAGGGGAAACAAAAAUAUAAACAAGAGCCAUUCGUACAUUCUUUAAAAGAAAAGAUAGAAGAUACCAUUCACAGAUUUUGUCUUUUAUAAUGUCAAUCAAAUUUGAAACUAGAAUUGUAAAUGAUAAGAGAACCAUUCUAACCACAAACAUGUAUUUGCAACUACCGCGCAAUUCAUUAAUCUUACAUAUUUUUUUGGAGCUUUAUGGAGAAUCCUAGAAUGCUAGCCAUUUGUUUUUUUAAAAGAUCCAUUACUUAAACAAUUUGUACAUUACUGAAUUUAUUUAAAUUGUUGAGUAGGCAUUCCCCAAGAGAUCCCCUAUGGUCAUUGACUUUUCCAGGACAAUCCUCAGCAUUACAGAAGGAGACACUAUCAUUCAGAUAGAAAAGAAAUGGAUCGGAGAUCAACAUGCCUGUCAAAAUGAUGGUGCCAUUGCCAGCCCAAGCAGUCUAAACUUCAAAAGCUUUUCAGGACUCUUUCUGGUCACAGGAGUUGCUUCAACUUCUGCCCUCUUAAUAGCCCUGGUGAUGUUCCUCUACAAUAAUAAGCACAAGAUAAGGAACAGUAUAAGUCGUGUCCAGACUCAGGGAGGAUAGAUCAGAGCAUGCAAACAGACGGAAUCAAGAAAGAGUCCUGAAAAGGCUAUCCUACAGGUAUUGUGCAAAGGACAACAGCUCCAGAGUGAAACUUUCCGUCAUGUUAAUUUUUGGACAACAGUCAUGUCAGUCUCAGCAUUCUUUCCAAUGUGUGACUCACUUUGUACAUUUCAGUACCUCGACAGUACCCUUUCUAACAAAAAGCAAUUAUUAAUUCCUGAUA
Messenger RNA from Setaria italica (foxtail millet), 4799 nucleotides. RefSeq names its product glutamate receptor 2.2. The transcript has 3 exons. The record is from RefSeq and is a predicted model, not a curated record. Gene Ontology annotation, molecular function: G protein-coupled receptor activity; glutamate-gated receptor activity. Gene Ontology annotation, cellular component: plasma membrane. The coding region runs from base 1352 to 3439 and encodes 695 amino acids. Lineage: Eukaryota; Viridiplantae; Streptophyta; Magnoliopsida; Poales; Poaceae. Gene Ontology annotation, biological process: G protein-coupled receptor signaling pathway.